AUGGCAAAAAAGAAAACGAUAGAAGCUUUUGAUAAACUCUUAAAAGAUCUCAUGAGUACAAGUAUACUCUUUGGUGGGAAAGUAGUAGUUUUUGGGGGUGAUUUUAGACAAACACUUCCAGUUGUUCGUAGUGGAAAAAAGGAAGACUUUAUCGGCGAAAGUUUAUUAUACUCUCAUAUUUGGAAUCAUUUGGAAAAAUUAUGUUUAUCUGAAAACAUGCGUGCAAAAAAAGAUCCAGCAUUUUCUGAAUAUUUAAUGAGAAUUGGAAAUGGACAAGAAAAAACUAAUAACUGCAACAGAAUUGAAAUUCCACAAAAUUUUAUCAUUCCUUUUACUAAUGAAAUAGAAUCUUUGAAUCUUUUAUUUAAUGUUACUUAUCCUGAUUUACACACAUUCUUUUCUAACCGGUCUUCUAUAACUUCCCGCAUUAUUUUGACUACGAAAAAUGACUUUAUUGAUGAAAUAAAUGACAUGCUUAUUCAUCGAUUUCCUAAUGAUGCUAAAGUGUAUACAGCUAUUGAUGAAACUAUAGAACCAAAUGAUCAAUGUCAAUUUGAAGAUUUUUCGCAUACCUUACAUCUUGCUAACUUACCACCUUACAGAUUAACUUUGAAAAAAAAUUGUCCAGUUAUAUUAUUGAGUGCAACUAUUGCCAGUGGUGAUUCAAAAAUAAACAUGUAA
Molecule: messenger RNA, 681 nt
Organism: Lycium barbarum (goji berry)
Lineage: Eukaryota; Viridiplantae; Streptophyta; Magnoliopsida; Solanales; Solanaceae
Exons: 1
Coding region: 1-681 (226 amino acids)
Biological process (GO): DNA repair; telomere maintenance
Molecular function (GO): DNA helicase activity
Source: RefSeq, a predicted model, not a curated record